Molecule: messenger RNA, 1308 nt
Organism: Neoarthrinium moseri
Lineage: Eukaryota; Fungi; Ascomycota; Sordariomycetes; Amphisphaeriales; Apiosporaceae
Exons: 4
Coding region: 1-1308 (435 amino acids)
Source: RefSeq, a predicted model, not a curated record
AUGGCAGACACCACGAACUCCGACAUUGCAUACCUUCUAAGCCUUCAGGCUGUCCGUGAGCGGGCUCAGCUGGUCCUGCAAGCUGCAAAAGAGGGGUCUCUGAACAGCUUCGAGUACCAUGAAGAUCGACUGCCAGCCGUGGCGGACUUCGUCAUAGGGAUUAUCAACCGAGAUUUCGGACCUGACAGGUUCUCGGAGAUCCCUCCUCAUGGCCGCUGGCAGCAUUUCGACGUCGGCGGAGUGGCCCGCGUCGCACCGCUGCUGGAGAAAUGGGAGUCCGAAGGUGCUGACAAGCUUGAGCGGACUCGUCGCCUGAUCGACCUGUUCUUCGUGUCCGUACUGGUGGACGCCGGUGCCGGUGACGUGUGGAAGUUUACCGAGCCCGGAACCGGCCUGGUGUAUGGUCGGAGCGAGGGUACCGCUAUUGCAUCACUCCAUAUGUUCACCUCUGGGGUCUUCAGCGGCCCCGGUGCAGCCGCCCACAGCGUCAAUGCUGUCGCGAUGCAGUCUCUCAAGGACGAUGUCUUCAGUCAUCAUUUCCAGACAAGCUCCGAGAACCCAAUGGUCGGUGUAUCCUCGCGCGUUGAUCUUCUAAACAAGGUCGGAACCUCGCUUUUGAAGCUUCCUGAGAUAUUUGGGCCAGAGGGGAGACCUGGCAGCAUGGUUGAUUACUUGACGAAAACGGCGAAGGAUGCCAACACACUCGACUACGAAUCGCUGUGGUCGGUCCUUCAGAAGGUCUUGAUUCCAUCCUGGCCAAAGAACCGUCCUUCUGUCGCAGGCAACCCUAUUGGAGAUGCCUGGCCACUGAAGGUCCUCGCCGACAAAGCUAAGAAAGAUGGUAACGAGAAAGAAGUAGCUACUAUUGUGCCUUUCCAUAAGCUCACGCAAUGGCUCGGAUAUUCGCUUACCAUACCAUUCGUUCGCGUGCUCGGUUUCAAAGUAGUGAACGGCAACCUGGGAACGGGGCUUCCCGAAUACCGCAAUGGAGGACUGUUCUACGAUCUGGGUGCCCUCACGUUGAAGCCCGAGGUUCUCAAAGUAGGCCAGCAAGCAUCGGGUCAUGACGUCCCCCUAUUCCCGGCUACCGGGGACACCAUCGUGGAGUGGCGAGCCAUGACGGUAGCGCUGCUGGACGAACUACACAAACUGGUAUCUGCGCACUUUGAGAAGCAAGGAGUCACACUUACGAUUGCCCAGAUGCUGGAGGCAGGUACUUGGCUGGGCGGUCGGGAGCUGGCCGCCAAGCUUCGACCAGAUACCAAGUCUAGCCCUUUACCUAUCGACGGGGAUGGAACGCUGUUCUAG